GCCAUGGCUGCCGGCGGUGGCGUCGCUUCCAGCGAAACGCUGCGUUACGCCGAGUACUCGCAGCCCAAGGGGAAACUGCCGGACGCCGAACUCGACCACCGACUGGCAAGAAGUUUGAUAGCUGUAGGACUGGGUGUUGCAGCUCUUGCAUUUGCAGGUCGCUAUGCAUUUCAGAUCUGGAAACCUCUAGAACAAGCAAUCACAGACACUGCAAGGAAGGUUUCAUCUUCUAGCCUUUCGUCCUACUAUAAAGGAGGAUUUGAACAGAAAAUGAGCAGGCGAGAAGCUAGUCUCAUUUUAGGUGUAAGCCCAUCUGCUGGCAAGGCCAAGAUUAGAAUGGCUCACAAGAGAAUCAUGAUUCUGAAUCACCCAGAUAAAGGUGGAUCUCCUUACUUAGCAACCAAAAUCAAUGAAGCAAAAGACUUGCUGGAAGCAACCACCAAAUAUUGAUUGAUGCUCAAGAGCCAAGAUGAAGGAAAAAAAUAGAGGACUUAAAAAAAAAUAGUCCUGCCAAUUAAUCUGAAAUAUGGUCUUGAUUUUCAUACACCUAUUGACCAUAACCUUUUUUCCAUCCUUCAAUUAUAUAAUAAUAAAAGGUUAAUAGACUUGCUUUUUUAUUUUCUUUUAAAGGAAUCCUGGAAAUUUUGUAGCUGGUAUUUUGCCUUAUUAUUUUCUUUGUAAUAUUCAUACUUUUAAUGGUUUUUGUUUUAUUAGUCCUAAACAUCCUUCUCUUCCUUCACACACACACACACACACAGUGUACAAAAGCACGAUCAUCUCUGGUGCAGUUGGAAUUUGGGAGCACUGAGUAGAAGUGUUCUUAUGCUUGUAUUUGUACCUCUCUGUCCUUUGUUUCUUCAGAGGAAUUUGAGACUCUGCCUAAGUAAGGUUCUUGAAUGCUUUGAGACCAACAUUGGCUGCCACCUCAUGAAGAAAUGAUCCCAUAUAAUGGAAUUUACUAAAUGGUGAUUUGUUAAGUAGGGGUUGGGACUUUUUAAAGAACUCUGCUGUCUCUGAGAUCCUAUAACUGAAGCAUGAGAACUUGGAGAGCCACUAAAAUGAUUAAAGAUUCAUAAAAUGAGCCCUCUGAGGAACAGCUGAAAAGGGCUGGGAGAAAACAGAGGAGUUUGUAUUUAAUUAUAGUCUUUCCAUACUGUUUAUUUAUUUAAUUAUUCAUUCUACAAUUUUUAUUGACCAUCUCUGUUGUGUAAGGCACUGUAGUGGGUCCUCUGAGAGUUACAAGUAUGAACCAGCUGUGGAUUCUGACUCAGAGGAACUUCUCUAUAGAGAAUACUGGUAGAGAGUUGCAGAUGAUAUGUUAAUGAAGUUCAAAAAAUAGAAGAAUAUUUUAAACUCAGUACAUGGUGGGGAGGGCCUUUGUGGAACAAGUGGCCCAGAGCUGGGUGUUUAAAAAGAUAAUAACACAUUCCAUAUGAUUAGUAAGUCAGUAUUGUUUCUCCUGAGAUCAGAAUUAGCAGAAAUUAUUUGCAGAAAUAGAUUUAUUAUUUAGUGCAAUCAUAAUGUAGAGUUUCUUCUCAAAAGCAAGGGAUGGACAGAAUAGUUAUGAAAGGCCAGCUCUGUAAUUUAAUUGAGAAUUUGAGUCAUUCCAGCAUUAGCCUGUAAUCUCCUUCAUUCCCAUUUUUCUGCUAUGCAUGUGCCUCAGAGUCAAAUCUCAUUUUGAAUACUAUCUUCCCAGUGAUCUUGGGCAGUUACUUAAUUUGCAAGUCUGUAACCCUCAGGAUAAAAUAGAGAAAAUAAUCCUAAUAAGCUUGUUGUAGGGAAUAAAUAUGUGUAAAUCAUUUAGUCAUGUAGCAAAUGUCCAAAAAAUAAAUUACUUCUUUCAUUUCACUUUUUUCCCAUUAAUUUUAUCUUUUAGAACACAAGUUUGAGGGUGUUUUCUGAUAAUCGUUCAUUUUGCUUUUGAAUCUACAAUUUGGUGGGGUCAUAUAGGAGACUGCUCAUCUCUAGUCCAUGAAGUACCAACUGUGGCUGGAGGAGCCACUUCCUGUGAUGGCAAAUUGGAACUGGUUGUUAGCUGAGAGCCAUGGUUCCCCUCUGCAUAGGCUUCUCCCAGGGCUGCUAGAGCUUGUCACACCAUAGCAGUUGUGCUGCAAGUGAUGGUUGUCCAAGAGAGGAAAUGGAUGCUGCCAAACUGUCUUGAGUCAGAGCAUUACUUCUGCCAUAUUCAGUUGGUCUGAAAGUUACAAAGCCUGCCCAGACAAAGGAAGAGGAAAGAGAGAGUGUGAAAGAGUCACUGAUCAUCUUUAAUAUGUAACCAGGGCAUGGUUGAUAAUUUUUUCUCUUAAUCAAAUUAGUAAGGCAUUACUUUAAAAAUAAAUUAGUCAUGUACAACUCCUUGAUGUAUAAGCCUAGGCAGUUUCAGAUAAUACAGCUACUGUUUUAGGCAGAUAUUAAUUUAGUAGUAACUCUAAAUGGCAGUGUAGUUAUAAAAUUGGAGUUUGACCAGCUACCCACCCUCAACUCCUUAUUAUCUAUAAAAAGCUUAUUUGAAUGGUUACCUAGCUUCAGUAAAGAUUGCUUUUAUAUAUCUGCUGUCAUUGCAUAUUCUGCUUAAUUAAACUUUUUGUUGAUACUGCAGUUUUUCUUUAUUUUUACAUCUUAGAUGCAGUCUGAGGGAACAGGGAAGGCCUUUUAAAAACACAAUUUCUUGACAGAGUAUAAGAUGGACAGUUAUAGGAGAGAAUAGAAUGCCAUUUAGAUUAGAGUCAGUGGGGCCAAUCUAGACCAUGAAGUCAAAAGAAGUUUAGUAAGAGAAAAAAAAAAAGUGUUGAGUGUAGCAGACAUUGUUUUAUUUACUCUAUAAAGCAUUUCCUUUAUUUGAAAAUCAUUUUAGUCAUUUAGGAUAUCUGAACCUUAUAUCAGGCAGUAAAAAUACAAUAUGGGUUAAUUAUUUAAUGUGUUAAAACUAAACAAAUUAUAUAUAUAUAUUUUUUUUCUUAAACAUAGGUAACUUUUUUGCCUCAUGCUUUUUAAUUAACAAGAAUUAUUCAGAGUUGUGUUACUUGUGAUUAUCCAGCAGGGUCAUGAGAGAGAACAUAUUUUAUUUGUGCAGAAAGCUUUUGGUUGUCAUAGGGAAACUCGAACACAGAAAAGAGCUUUCAAUGACUUAUCUUUAACAUGUUCCACAAUUAAAUUAAGAUCGUUUAAUGACACUUGUGAGAGAAGAUGAAUCAGGCCCUUAAAUAUUAAAAAAAAAAAUGUUUCUUUGACUCAGCUGACUUAGGAUAUGCUACAGAGACUGCAGUAAGAAGUUAAGUAUCCAAGUAGGGGAUAUUAUUUUGGGGAAAUGGGAACCAUGCCAUCCACAAGCACUCUGCACCUUGCCCAGUAGUCAUCUCUGGGGCACACAGGAGUGAGAAAAUGUGUCACAUCAUCCCUCCCUUCUAAUGGAAAAGCAACCCAAAGAGCAUAUCCCAUUAACACUAGAUCAGUAUCGUCUAUUUGUCAAAAAACAUUUCAUGAAUCAUGAGCCAAAAUUUUAUUUAUGGUGGAGUGAUACCCAUUAGAAAAUUAGAGUUUUUGUUAGUAUAAUUUAUUAGCUGCAAAAGUUGAGAAGGUUCUCUGGACUCAUUUUUAUAGGUGGAAUCUAAGUGAUCUGGAUCAUUGCCCACCAACAAAAUUGCUAGGCAUGUAGACAAAGAAAAUGUUCUUUCUAAUGAUUUUUUAUGAGCUGAGUAGCUAUUGUUCCCAGCUGAGUGCUCUUUUCCUCUUUUUAUUGUUGCUGAGCAAAAGAAUUUAUAAAAAGCUCUUUUUUUAUUAAAAAACCUUGCUCAAUUGAAAUUCAAGUUCAUUGAGUCAUGUUCAUCCCUCUUCCUGCCAUACUAACCCUUUCCCCCUCUCAUCUAUUUAACAGUGCCUAGCAGCAAUGGUCAACAUUUAAAGUCUGUACAGAUUAUUACAUAGAUAUCAAUAUCUAGAUAAGCAGUCUUUAACAUUAAGUGGAGAUUUUAUUCCAUAUUGUCAGUAUAUAAUCACUCAGACUGGAUGUUGGCCCAAAAUUUCAUAUUAGUCCCUCAACUUGUAAGGGGAAAAAGCCCCCUGGAAAAUUAAAACAUCACUGGUAUACUUCCGUUGUGAAGGAUGGUGAUACGGAUGAGGUAUUGGUUCAUUCUUGACACCAUCUAAGCUAUAAUGCUAAAGGCCAAGAAAUUAAAGUUGGUUAAUUUUUAUAAACCCAGUGUUUGCAUAAUAGCUAAUACUUGCUGAAUAACUGUGCCAUUCUACCUACAUUGUCUCUUUUUUAAAAUUUUCAUAGCUACCCUGAGGUAGAAAAACCAAAGACUCAGAGGAGUUUAGGAACUUUUCCAAAAACUUUUUUCAGUGGUGGGACUGGGAUACAAAUACCGUUUUGCUUGACCCUGAAGUAUAUGCUCUAUGAAAAUAGUUUAUGGAAGGAUCUAGUGUGUUGAGACGUCACAAGCAAGGGGUUACGUCUUUAAUUCUGUCCUGGAAGCUUAUGAUACUAUCCAACUGCACAUGGCAAAAUUUCAGUUACGUAGUUAGGCAGCAUGGACUUCGUUGACCCAGAAGGAAUGGAGGGAGUUUUGAUGAGAUUUUACUUGAAACAUUCGUGGGCAAGUGCUCCCAAGGAGAACAUCCAAAGCUAGGUUCAGAAGACAGCUCGUGAACUUGAAGCAGCAGAUUUGGGGAGAGAAAUGAAGACAUCAUUCAAUAUAUUAAAGAUAAGAACAAGACAGAAAGGAACAGAGAGGCAAUGAAAAAAUAUGGUUAAGGACUAAGACAACUGAAUCGAGAUAACUUGCAGCAAUUAAAAAGGAAUUAUGAGAGUUUAGUAGAAUUUUUAAAAAUUGUUUUUCACUAUUCCCAGUUGCAGGCUGAGUUAUUUGUCCAUGUUAAUGCUUUUAUGUCAAAUUGGAAAUUAUAUUUGCAAUUAUAGGGUUGUCUAGUAGAAUCAGUAGAAUUUUAUCUGAAUGUGUCUUGAGAUUUUCACUGAACUCUGUUUCCAGUGUCUGUAUUCAAAUGUUGAAGGGGUUUCCAACUCCUCAUGACUAAUAUUCAUAGCAGACUUGUGCACUCCCUGAAUAUUAGGUACACCUGUGUUUGAAAAGAAGCGCAUACCAAAAUCAACUUGGUGAUUUUCCAUUUAUCUACUCUUGGAUCAUCAAUGCCUUUGCUCUUUUCUUCUGUGAAUGUGGAUGAUCAAGAGUUGACUUUCCAAGUGUUUACAUUUUGGCUUCUAUGCCUCUGGAGUAGGAUGAUAUUAUCUAAUGAUGUAUCCUCUAUGGAAAAAUGGGACAUCGAAUUUGCAUAGUCUCCAUCCUAGGCUGAUGUAUAGUGCGGUGUUGCAGAGAGAGCAGCUCCGGCAGAGAUGCAGCCUUCCCUAAUUAACCCCACUUGGAUUUGAGUUACGCUUUGUUCCUUGGCUUCUUGGUACUUAUGUAUUCACUUUGCUCUCUACUGCAUUCCACUUGGUACUCACUUAUGUACAAUAUUGUUUGGACUUUUUCUCUUUCUUAUAAACAGGGAUUUUUGUAAAGCCAAUGUGUGAAAGUGUGAAUAUACUAAAUUUUAAAGAAGUGAAAUAAUACUGUUGUGUUUGCUUUGUUUGAAAUCAUAAAGGAUAAACUGUAAGAUACUUUUAUUUAUAGUUUUCCCAAUAUGGGUAAAAUGAAUUUUGACAUGACAAAAUUGAAUAUAUAAUUCUUGAAGAUCACCUUGUAUGUUACAUAAUUUCAUCUACACUGUGAGCUCUUUAUUAAAGACUGUGAAUCUUUUA
Messenger RNA from Ictidomys tridecemlineatus (thirteen-lined ground squirrel), 5758 nucleotides. RefSeq names its product DnaJ heat shock protein family (Hsp40) member C15 (gene Dnajc15). Lineage: Eukaryota; Metazoa; Chordata; Mammalia; Rodentia; Sciuridae. Gene Ontology annotation, cellular component: PAM complex, Tim23 associated import motor. The record is from RefSeq and is a predicted model, not a curated record. Gene Ontology annotation, biological process: protein import into mitochondrial matrix. Gene Ontology annotation, molecular function: ATPase activator activity.